This is a messenger RNA of Onychostoma macrolepis, 2690 nucleotides long. RefSeq lists its product as uncharacterized. Gene Ontology annotation, biological process: T cell activation; interleukin-15-mediated signaling pathway; positive regulation of ERK1 and ERK2 cascade. Bases 9 to 1295 code for a protein of 428 amino acids. Gene Ontology annotation, molecular function: protein tyrosine kinase binding; MHC class II protein binding. NCBI's taxonomy places the organism in Eukaryota, Metazoa, Chordata, Actinopteri, Cypriniformes, Cyprinidae. The transcript has 11 exons. The record is from RefSeq and is a predicted model, not a curated record. Gene Ontology annotation, cellular component: membrane raft; external side of plasma membrane.
AAGAGAAGAUGGCUGAUGAGUGUGAUCUGUGUCUGCUGGGACUCAUCUUUCUAUCUUCACUUCUCUCAGGUUCCAGUGAAGUGGAUGUGACUCAUGUGUUCAUCAGUUCUGGUCAAAAUGUCCGUCUGUCCUGUAAUAAUGCUCUUCAUGACUGCAAAUCAACUACAUGGACCUAUAACAGAUUCAGUCAUUCAGCAGCAGUUGAACUGAUUGGUUUAGGGAUAAAGAAAGACACAGAGAGACAUGAGAGACUGAGUCUGGGGUCUGACUGCUCUCUGAACAUCAACAACAUCACAGAAGAAGAUUAUGGACUUUACAGCUGCAGACAAUAUGUGAAUAAUCAACAACAAGGAACUGAUGCUGGUGUGUAUCUGCAUGUUCUUCAUGUCUCUUCAUCUUCAUCAUCCUCACAGACUGAGAUCAGUGCAGGCCGCUCUGUGACUCUCUUCUGUCAGCUGUAUUCAUAUUCAGAUGCUGGAGUCUCUUGUGAUGAUUGGAUGCGUUCUGAGGGAAUUGAGCUGUUCUGGGUGAAUCAGGCUGGUGUUAAACUGAAGAUAUCAGACUCCAGAUAUCAGAUAUCAGCAUCAGAUCACUGUAACAUCACUCUGACUACAACACUCCUGAAUGAAGAUCACAACAGAGAGUGGAGAUGCAGUGUUACUCACAGAGAUCGAGUCCAGAGCUCAGUCACAUAUACUGUCAAGAGUUCAGCUCGAGAUGAUCCAGCGUCACCAGUGAUUCCAGUCCACAACACAAAAUCAACUACAACGACACCAAUAACUUCUACACAAGAAAGUGAGUAUUCAUUAAACACCCCAAACUCUGAGAGGACUGCAGCUGCACACACACCUGUAUUUACUGAACAACAAGUAACGUCAGCUACAGCAACAACACUGAAUCCAGACACUGCACCAAUCUCUCUGAAAGAAGCUGUAACGUCAGCUACAGCAACAACACUGAAUCCAGACACUGCACCAAUCUCUCCGAAAGUGAUUGUGAUUGUUGUCGGCGCUUCAUUCGCUCUUCUCAUUCUUGCUCUGAUUAUUUGGCUGAUUCAUAAAAAAAGAGCCGGUGUCAGAAGAGCGACUGAUGACUCUGUGGAGCAGACAGAUGAUGUGACUUAUACUGAAGUUACUGCGUACAGUAAAAACAGAGACAAAAAGAAGAAGAUGAUCAAAAGCUGGAGAUCAGCAAAACUGCAGUCAACUUUAUGCCUCUGUGAACAAGAACCAUCACAAAUCAGACAAAUAAUUAUACAGACACCACACGAGCAGAGGAAGAUGAACCUUAUAUAACAUGUUAAGAAACAAGCUCUGAUUUAUUUGUAGUUUUUGGUUAUUCUGCUCAGUUUGUCAUGUUGUUGUACAGUAGCUGUCUGUGUGUGUUUAUUAUUAAUUCAGGAUAUGCAGAGUAACGUAACAAACGGAGGACAGUUUUACACUCUUAGAUCGGUCUCAUUAAAUCAUCUAGAGCCGGUUGUUCAAAAGUAAUCUUGAUCAUAUUUCAGCUGUUGGAUCAAAUUUUGAAAAUGUGUUGUUCAAAAAAAAAAAAAAAAAAAAAGGAUUCUGAAAUCGGAUUAGAUCACAAAAUCUUGGUUUUGAUCAGAAUCAGAUCGUCAGUUUGUGUUGUUCAAAAGUAAGAUUGGGAUACCUUUGAUCCAAAAAGUCAGGAUCGCACUGAUCCCAGCAGAAGGGUGGAUUUCAGGAACACAAAUGAAGUAAACUUUAAAACUGGUCCAAAAUACAACAUUUGUUACAAUACUGGAUAGCAAAACAUGAUUUCUAAAUUCAGAUUAUACUGAUCCAGACUGAUCUUCUUGAACAACUGGCCUCUAUUGUCUAAAGCAGCUAAUUAAAGGUGCAGUACGAGAUCUUGGAAAAUGCUAACUUUAGCCUGAUAGCACUGAACGCGAACGUCCCACCCUCCCUGCGAUCGCCAUCCAAAGCCACGCCCCCUGAACACAUAUAAGCUCACAGACCGAAUAACAGAGACAACAUUACUACAAUAGGCUACAUCAGAGCUUCCCAAUCCCAGUCCUCGCCAUGAUUCCAGUUCGAAGCGAGCGUAUAUGUUACAUACAAAUGGGAUUAAAGUGUGCGAGACAUAAAUUGAAAUAGUAUUUAUUUACAGAGGUAUAUUAUGUCACACUUCUCAAGUAAGAUUCGUCUGUGUGAAGAUGCUGCGCAGCGCAAAUAACAGCGCUGGGCAUCAUGUGUCAUUCACCGGUGAGAAAGGUUUAUAGUUGCUCUAUCUGCACAGCGUACGUGAUCGCGCUCAUGACGUAUCGUGUCCGCGCGAACCGGGUGCGCAGUGGUAUGCAAAUACAUACGCUGACAGGCAGGUAGGAAAGCCAAUUAAAACGCUCGGACCGGAGCGGUUUGAUUGGAUGAACAUUUCUUGGUCCCACGCCUUCCACAGAAUAUAUAAAUGCAUUUAGACCACUUAUCUUAAUGAUUGCUAUCGGGAUCUGAAGAGACUUUCAACCAGAAUAACAAAAAAUGUUUCUGAAGACAAUCACCUAUUGCACCUUUAACUCUCAGCUUGCACUAAUUAUGAGAACAGGUAAAGCUACACGAUGAAGUGAGUGUUUAUUACAAUAUGACAGCAAUGACAAUCUGGUGUUUGAACCAUUUGAGCAGCUGUUUGUAAUAUUAUGUUUUAUUUGUCAACAAUAAAAAGCCUUUAUCAAA